CGUUUCGUGACCCUGCAUUGCUUAAUUGAUUAUUAGUUUAUUGGUUUCGACUUCACGAUGGACGAAGACUGUGACAUAGCUGAAGAUUUUGACUGUCCAAGCCUUCUGUGCAAGGAGCUGGAGGAUUUGGAAAGAAAGAACCACCAAGGGAGGAGGAGCAGGACGAGGAGAGGGGAAGGAGAGGAGAGGGUGUUUAAUCAGACAGAGGAUAAAGAGGCAGGAGAGGAGACAGGCCGAGAACACGAGGAGGGGGAGAGUAAAAGGAAAGAUGUUGAUUUAGAAAAUGAACUUAUGGCAACAGAAGAAGAGGAGCAGGUUAGGCCAGAGAGCAGCCUGCGAGCGGAGGAGGAACAGGAGGAGCGGAUGGAACACGACAAGAUUGAGAACAACAAGGAAGCAAUCGACAAGCAAGAGGCCAAAGAAAGGAAAAGUCUAGAAGAGAGAAUUGAGAAGAAAAAGGGUAGGAAGAGGCGAGGUAGGAAGCAAAGUGAGCGAGUUAGAAACAGGAGAGGGUAUAAAGAUGUCAGCAAGCGCUUUGAGGAGGAGAGUCGGUUACAGGGGGCAUCAACGAUGAGUUCAGGGGAGAGCUUGGCUCUGGCCGAGCCUCCCAUUGGACUGAUGAACAGCUGCGACCUGUCCGACCCCUUCUUCCUGGGCUGUGGGGGGACCGGCCUGUACCGCCCUGCUCCUGCUCCUCUUCCCCUGCUAUACUCCUCCCAGCCUCCUGUCCCCAUCCAACCUGCACCUCCUCAACCUCAAAGAGCCUGCAGCCCCUCUCUACCUCACAGUCACUCCCUGCACGGCCCACAGCCUCACAAGAUGGAGAUAACCAAAGUCUACUCCACCCAACACUCCGCCCGCUACAGUAGCAGGAGUCGAGCCCAGGAGCUCAGCUUGCCUCUGCUGCCGGGAAUGGAGAUCGUUGACAACGGUCUGCUUCCACCGCCACCCAAGAAAAAAACCAGAACACUCUACAGUACUGAUCAGUUAGAGCAUUUAGAGGCCUUCUUCCAGGAGGACCACUACCCUGACGCAGAGAAGAGGAAAGUCAUUGCCUCCUCAGUUGGUGUCACGCCUCAAAGGAUUAUGGUCUGGUUUCAGAACCGCAGGGCUAAGUGGCGGAAAGUGGAGCGCUCUAUCACAGCGAGGGGCGAACACAGACAGAGCAGAGCUGGCAGAAGCAGCAGCCCCCUACAUCACCAAAUCAAUUCCAAAAGUAAGGGAACUCCCAGUUUUUCGAGUCACCCUGCCACCAAGCUGCCCCAGCUCGCCCCUGCAGCGUCUUCUUUCUCCGCCCUCUCCAACCAGACUCCGCCCUCCUACAGCAACUUGCUGGCCAGCCUCAACAGUCCAGGUCAAUCCGGAGGGAGAGAUGUGGGCCAGCAGCAGCUUUCAUCUCAGGGGGGGUUGGCAGAGUAUCACCCCCGUCCCAUGCACAGCCCUCCCCCUCUGCGGCGAGCCAGUCUUCCCCUUUUCUUAACGACCUACAACGCUGCCAACCCAGCUCCACCUCCCCUUAACAACCUGGCUCACACCCCACCUCUGUUCCUGGACGCUCUGGAGAGCGGCUCCUCCCUGGGCCAUCGCGACACCCAGGCUCUGCAGACUGACACUAGUUCUCUAUUUGACUUGGGGGAUAAGCUGGACUACCUGACCUCAGGCCAGCAGAACAACCCGCUCUCCUACCAGCUCCAGAACUCCUACCCCUCCACUCAGCCCCAGCACCAACCUCAGGCAUCUCUGCCCCGCAUGGCCUACCUCACCCCCACCCCCUACCUCACCCCCAACCCUCCAGAUUCCAAUCCUACCUCCUACCUGACCUUCGGCCCCGGAGGAAACUCCACUGGGGUGGUGACCUACUCCACUGGAGGCCACGCUUACUUCCAGUCCCAGAGCGCAGGACAAAUCCUGCUGCAGUCGGCCAGUCAUCCUGGUGGGAUCACAGCAUACCAGUCGUACCCGUGGGGCAGCAUGUACAGCCAGCCAGCCGUGCACCAGCGCACUCAGUGCCCUCCAACUUACCCCGGCAGCCGAGGCGCUCGAGAUCCCCAGCCGCCCUCCUCCAACUCCCUGCCUCCCCCUUCAUACUUCAUCCGGGGGGACCACGCCGUGCCCUCACAAGCAAACUCCCAGCACUCAUCACACACCAGCAGCAGCUGCACCUCCACCACCACCGUCCUCCCCCCUGUGUCCACCCUGCGGCCCUCUCGCCUCAGAGCGGAGAUCACUCCCACUAAGGCUGCCUCCCUGCUGCCGUCUCAAGUUAGCCCUGCCUCCCCAGACAGCUCUCCAGUGCCCCCUUGUGUCAAGAUUGAGUAUGACAGUCCUCGAGAGAUUCAAAGUCACUUCCACUGCGACUUUUCCCUCAAUAAUUUUUGA
This is a messenger RNA of Eleginops maclovinus (Patagonian blennie), 2379 nucleotides long. Its product is annotated as homeobox protein unc-4 homolog. Gene Ontology annotation, molecular function: DNA-binding transcription factor activity, RNA polymerase II-specific; RNA polymerase II cis-regulatory region sequence-specific DNA binding. The coding region runs from base 58 to 2379 and encodes 773 amino acids. The transcript has 9 exons. Gene Ontology annotation, biological process: regulation of transcription by RNA polymerase II. The record is from RefSeq and is a predicted model, not a curated record. Lineage: Eukaryota; Metazoa; Chordata; Actinopteri; Perciformes; Eleginopidae.